ACAAGAUGACGCUGAUCAAGAAACGGAGGUUUUUAUCUCCAACAUCCCUCCGGAGAUGACAGAGCAAGACCUGAGCUAUCUUCUUGGUGACAUACCACUGUCAGUAGUGAUGCGGUCAAAGGGCUAUAACAACAGAUUUGCAUUUGUGCGGUUCAAAACAUACACUGAGGCUGAAGCUGUGGUUGAAGAACUUGAAGGGUAUAUUGUGGGUAAUUCCGGUUACCAGCUCAAUGCUAGAAUUAACGACGUUCCACCACCCAUUCCAACCAUUAAUGAUCAAAAUCGGACAGACCAAGGCCAUAUUAUCCGGCAAAGUUCUGAUUCAACCAAUGAAGACUUCUACAGAGAAGUUGCUUCAAACUAUGAUCCCUUUAAGCCAUCAAAAAAUCCAAUGGAAGCCAAAGCUGUCGUAGACGGUCCUGUUGGUGUUUAUGUUGGAAACUUUCCCUAUAGUACAACUGAGGAGCAAUUGUUUGAAGAAUUUAAACCAUUUGGUGUCCAAAGAGUGGAAAUAAAAAGCAGGGGUCCAGAGAGAAGUGCGUAUGGUUUUGUUUAUGUGGAGAGCAUUGAAGAUGCAACGGCAGCCAUUAGAAUGUUAGAUGCCUCCGACUUUAAUGGGCGUGAGCUGAAGGUUCGUUUCAACAACCGUAAUUACAACGUUCCCAUAGAAACAGAGGAAGCAAAGAUCAAAUUACCAAAGGACAUUAAAGUGCAGUGUACAAUUAAUGACAAAGCACGACAAGUGAACGUUGUCAAUCAGGAAAAACAGACCCCUGCUCCCACCCCUCAGGUUAAUUCCCCUACCCCCAGAGUAGCUGUCCCUGCCAAUAUGAGCUACCGAACAUACAGCAGGAUUUUGGCCUGUUUCAAAGUUCCCCUGACGACAGUCCAUGACAUCCCUCCAGGAAGAUUUGAAUUAUGGGUAACCUAUGUCGAACAAUCUGGAUAUUUCUGGGCGCAGAUUUUAACAGAUAAUACUGCUAAUAUGAGUGAACUUGGCGAGAUGAACCUUGAAAGGGAGGCAUCAGGACAGCAUCCUUUCAACAACGACAGAAGAUGUAUCACAUAUUACGAGGAUGAGCCAGUGAGGGGCUACAUUAUGAAUGAAUCUGGAGCUCAAGUCAAUGUCUUUGCGGUUGAUUAUGGAAAUGUAAUGCUGGUGGAUAAAACACACGUUCUUAGCGCAACCAAUCCCACGAUUUGGAAGAUUGGACCAAUGGUGGUGCCUUUUAGACUUUAUGAUACAACUACUGGUCUUAAAGAGAUACAGCAUGACCAUGCUACUCAAGUUCUGCAGGUGAACAUCGCCAAUACCCCAGGUGCUAAUGAGACUCAUAUCAUUGAUGUUGCGAAUGCCCAAUUACGGUAAUAUAAACCAGGACAACAGUGUGCAUUAACUUUGAAAUUAUUGGUUGUUUUCUUGAUGUUGCUCUGUCCACUCGGCCAUUCCAUCUCAGAUUCCAUUGACACCAGUGAACUCAAACUUUGAAAUGGGAAAUCAUAUUCUUGAUGCCAAGGAUGGACCUUCCCAGAUUUCUGGACACCAAUCUUCAUGGACAUUAGAAUUGGAUGUACAUGUACAUACAUGUACAAUAAAAUACUAACAUUAGACUGAUUUUCAAUGUCACCAUGCAGUUUCAGAAAAUGAAUGAUUUCUGUUUUUUGGUGAAUGUCUGCCUAAUGGCUCGCUACACUCAUUUAGAUUUACAAUACCAUUGUUGUCAUGGGAUACAGUGGAGUCAAAUCUCGCAGAUACAUCACAAUCAUAAACAAAUCAAA
Owenia fusiformis is the source of this 1779-nucleotide messenger RNA. NCBI's taxonomy places the organism in Eukaryota, Metazoa, Annelida, Polychaeta, Sabellida, Oweniidae. The record is from the annotation of a GenBank genome assembly.